CUAGCAGAGAAAACGGCGCGAAGAAUUUUUCGUCUUCCGUACUGUCCGUCACAAGGUCUUGCGAUAGAAUAUUACGCCAUACAUGUGUGAGUGUAUAUAAAUAUUUGAAGUAUUUUUAUAACUGCACAAUAGUAAUUAACCACCUUUCGCGUUUACAAAUGUGCUGUGUGUUGUGAAUGUUGCAGCUUUAUGAUGAUAUCGUAAGGUAACCUCAAAAGCAAACAAGGACAACAACCGAUAUUUAAUUCAUUGAAAUUGGAUAAGAAACAUUCAGCAAAAUGAGCAUUGCGCCGAUGGGAAACUUGCCGUACUGCAAAGGCUUGUGGUCUGUAAUAUCAGGGACUACUUGCCGGUGUGACAAGGCUCUGGUCAAAGAUGAGAUACAGAGCGCAACUGAGUUGCUCAAAAAUGGUCUUGAAUUUUUCAAACCUUAUACUGAAGCUUCACUGAAAAAAGUUCAAGGCACAAAUUCUCCCCCGAGAAUGUUCGCGAUUAUUUGUAAAUUGUCGCCAAUGCUGAAUUUAGAUGCAACAAUCGCUUGGGAUCUUGUGUGUAACUUCAUGUUGUACGAGUACCGAAACUGUGCAGAGACCUUUGCGUCACAAUUGGCUGAUGCAACAUCAACAAAAGCAUUAAUUGAGGAGAUCUGGGAUUUUUAUUAUUCGGAGCGAGUGACGCUGAUAAAAUGUCUCAAGCUGAUGGUAGAAUAUAAGGACAACAAGAGACAUCCGCAUAGGAACGAGUUUAUGGAAUUUUUUGAUGAAGUCUUGCUAGGGAAUUUAUUGAAAUCAGUUCAGAAGCAGAUCGAAGCCUUAAAAUUCAUAAACACACCUGUUAGAUCCCAGCUAUUCAACGAAGAACAACUUCACAAACUGUACAAUAACUGCCUAAUUGAAAUGCGAGAACUCCUGCACAUUUUUACAAUCAUUUUAAAUGACGUGCACGUUGCAGAUACCGAAUUUGUCAAAAUUUACGGAAGCAUAAGCGGAGAACCCAGGCGCUUGAUAAGUUCAAAAAGCCACGAAGACAAAGCAGCAAUAUCAAAAAAACUGGGUCAAAUACAAUUCAGUCAAACUGCGUUGCUUCUCGUUGGACUGGAUGUAAUGAAACACAGCGGAAUGGAGGACUGGAUUCGAGGCGUGCGAAGUAACAUGCAAGACACUUUUGAGCACAAGUGCGUCCGCGAUAGUACACCGCAAGAUGGACCUCUGCUCUUGGCUUGGAUGCUCACAAACUAUGCUAUCGAGUCAGAUAAUCUAGAUACGUUGAACAAUUUUCGGCCUUUCGGUAUCAGGGCUAUACAGCUGAACGUGUUCUACUAUCUUCAAGAUUUACUGGACAGUGAAAUGAUUCGAGAAGAUACUCAAUACUCCGUGAUAGUCCGGAGUAGCGUUUAUAAUUUGCUCACUCUUCUCUGCUCGUUCAUCGAGGAGGACAGGAUCAGUCAGCUACCAGGGGUCUUCAACGCAACAGCAUCCGUGCUGAGGUAUCCAGAAACUGCUGCAAGAUUCUGGAACGAACGGGACGACGCUUUGUGGAUCUUGUACAAACUUGCCAUUGAUUGUUUUCCACACAAAUUUGAACCUCUCACAGCCAUCGCGACUGGCUUGGCUGAGGCUGGAACUAAGAGUGCAGAAAAGCUGAUGUCACAACUGGAUAACAUUGAUUCAAUAACAUUGGAAAUUCCUCGAUUUCAAGAUACGAAUAUGGAGUUUCGUCCCUAUGAGCGAGAGUGCAUUAUUCACCAUAACUCGUUCCGAAUUCCGAGUCAAUCUAGGAAUAGCACAUUAGAAAUGGAGAACGAAAAGAAGAUCGUCAUUUGGUUUACAAAAGCGAGUUACUGGGACGCUUUUCACUACAAGAUAGAGCAGCUGUUCUCCGAAGCUGGCGGAGGGAUUGUGAACGUCAGUGACAGGAAGACGAUUCUGCCGGAUCAAGUGUUGCAGGGUUUCAAGCUGUUGGAAGCUCUGCUCACUGCGAAUGUCGAGCUGGUACAAAGUAUGGUGAUACCGACGGAGCUAAGCUUCGAAGUAAUAAACAGAUUCUCUUACGCGACCCUGCCAAUGAACAUAUACAAAAUAGUGGCGGAAUGUAUAAAUGUAUCCUCGAAACUAAUCCUAAAAUAUCCAGAAGACAUUCUCUCGCGCAUGCGAACUGGCGUCUACCCCUGGUUCAAUAAUUGGUAUCAAAAGGCACCUGAAUUUGCUCAGGCAAUUUCGUUUGACGGAGGGCUUGUCGCUUCCUGGUUAUCAGGAAUCGAGACAAUUGAGCACAAGUACCCGAUACUCGCGGCUUAUCUCGAUAUCCUGUCCAAUUACCUAGUCAUUAAGCACAACAAGGAGGCGAUGUAUGCUGUGGAAAUUCCGGGAGUAGUUUUUCUACUUCAGGGCGUCCUCCCCAAAUUGGAUUCCUGGUACUUCGCUCUUGACUCGGAGAGGAUCGACCUGUGGCUAAAGAGCAUGUUCUGCUUGCACUACGCGCUAGAUUCCAAUCUCCCUAAAUCCGACAUCCGUAACGAGCUUCAGCUCGUCGUUGCCUACAGCCUAUUGUACCUCGAGCCGCGUCACGCUCUCCUGAAGCUGGUCAGAACGGGAGAACGGAUUUUACAAAGCAGGAUGGCGACUGAGACAGACUGGAUAAGCGGACGAGGGUACAAGAUAAUAAAGAGCGUGCAGCUCGCGCUGUCGGUCGUAAAUAGACUCCUAAUGUUCAGAAAGAACCUUGGCCUGGGUCUAGAGGAAAGAUCGCCUCUCGAAGUUGCUUUAUAUACAUCACCCUGUUUGCCAAACGGGCUUUUAAUCGUGCCGACGAUCGUCAACUACCUUUACGUGUGGUUCAGUCCUUCUCUUCAAGCGAUGGCUGUGAGGUUGUUGAAAAAAUUUGCUGAAGGUUUCUCGAUGUCAUUGUUGGUCUGCAUGGGAAUGGAUGGUACGACGAUUCGCGAAACAUUCGCAUCACGACUCAUGUCACCGACCUGCGCUGCGGAAGUCAAGGUGGCUAUUUUGGAACUGGUCGCCAUCUGCCUGGAGAGACAACCAGGAUUGACCGAGGCACUUUUUAAUAUAAUGCACCGCGCCGAAAGGAACAGAAUUUUCCCUCGACCGGCUGAUGAGUUUUUAACACAAGGAUGCAGCCAAUUUUUGGACUUGUAUUUGAAGAGGAUUCACGAGGAGGAAGACAUCAUUUAUGACAGACUGUAUUACAGCACCAUGGUUCUUCUGCACGCUAUGUGGUACCAUCGCAACGAAAUUUUGGUAAACUAUUUUCGCAAACGUGCCAAUUUUUGGACCCAUCUCUUUGCCCCGUUGUUCAGAGAACUGGUUCCCGAUACCAAAGGAUAUUCCCAGCUGGUGGAUAUAGUCACGUUGGAACUGUUCAAAAGCCCGCUUCUGGAAAACGACUUUUCCUUGAAUUUGAAAAAACUUCUUGACAAGGAUCAAAAGUAUUUAGAAAAUCUCGCUAGGUAUGUUCUUAACGGUAUACCAGAGCGAGAUCCUAAGGAACACCUCGACACUUCCAUCGACAUGAUCAAAAUCAAGACUCCCCUCUACGAGGCAAACUUGGAGUCGUGGUACCACUUUGUCGUCAGACUGACCGACGAAAAGAUCAGCAAAACUUAUCCCAUUACUACUUCUCAGGCUCAGAUAAUAACCAGACUUGCAUUGGACGGUCUCUUGGCCCAUGUGAAAGAGCCGUACAGUUCGAAGAUGUUGAUCCUGCUCUCGUCUCUGUGUCUGAGGUGUGUGUCUGCUUGGAAACAGACGUGUGUCGGGGACUCGCAAAUCUUCAAGCUGAAACUGAUCGAGCUUAUUCAAGAUACGGUUCAGUCGUAUCAAGCCUAUAAUAAAACAUUGAGGCACACACUACUCUCAUUGAUAGUGGGCUGUAUCAGAGUAAUAAAAAGCACUCUGGCUAGUGAUACGUCGACGCUGGAAUACCUCUUGGGUAACGCGAGCGUCUUAGCCACCUUGGAGAUCGAAGAGCUCGCAGAAGCUGCUAGAGACCAGUCAAGAAUCCACAAAGAAAUGGCAGAAAAGGACUUGGACGACGGAGCUCAGGCAUUGAAGGGAGUGCGCGAGUGCAUUCCGGCAACUUUGACUGUCUGCAUGGUGACUCAGCUGCUUCAGCUCUAUGUCGAGCAUGUUAAAAAUCAGCAAGUCAAUUGUAUCCAGCUACAGAGAAUGAUUCAGGAGCUGACAGCUUGCAUUGGACUGACCUUGCAGAGACGGCCGUACUUCAGAUUUGGAAGAGCAGCACUCGCUGCUCUCGGAGUUGUGUCUAGAUCGCUGUACAGCAUUUACCUGGUUGACGACAGCCUCAUUGCUAAUCUUUGGCUUAGUUUACUACCGCCGAAUGACCUAAAGAACAGUAUUUUGGACUGUCUGUACGACGACUGUACGGGCAGCCAUUGGCGUUGCCAGGACUGGUGGCCGCUUUAUACUCUUGGACUGGAGCUGUUGACCGGUCUUGUAACGCGUGAGAAUUGUACGAUAUACGCUCCCAUGAUCGUCAUGUUUUUGGGAUCUCACGAGCACCAGCUUGUCGAAGUUUCCAUGCUGCUGAGGCACACCGCAGACCCGCUCGCCGCAGAUGUUGUUCAAUCUCUGGUGGCGCUAACGUCAAGCAUGGCCGUCCAGCCGAUCAUCUGGAAGGCGAUACCACCGAAUAUCCGCGAAUCUCUUUUCAAAUGUAUGUACCUAGCUUACGACAGUACUGUUAAUCUUCUUCUGCGUCCCCGAAUAUUAAAGUUCAUCAUAGAUGGUAUAAGCGUGGAGAGUGCGGAGGAACUUCAGUCUUGCGACGAGAAGUUACCCAGCGGAGAGUUGACGUUGCUGGUUAACAGGCUUAUAAUAAUAAAUGCGACGUGCGCCGGAAGCUUUAUUCGUUUGUCACCAAAGAUCAACACUCUCAUCGACAUGGUUUACUUGCAAGAUUUUUGGUACACGCCAAUGGCGGAGACGAACUUUGGCCCGCCACAAAUGAGCAUGAGCUCAGGACCCCAGCUUACUUAUGGCACGAUAAUAAGCUCGACACAGCUCUUCACUCAGGCCUUGUACUCCCGGCAGUCGGUAACGUCGCCCCGAAAAUCUCUGAGUCGCGAGGAUAGCGUAGACUCGGCGAAAAGGGAGUGGGAAAGAGCGACGCCCGAAAACCUACGGAGAAUCCAAAUGCGGGACUUGAAAAAAAUCCUGAAUCCCAGUUUGGGCUCCAACACCUCCGAGUUCAGCAACUACAUAACUGGACUGGACGUAACCGUACCGCUUCUCAGCAGUCCGAGGCUGAUUCGAAGGCCUUACGAUCCUCUGAUAUGCGAGAAUACGAUUUUGUCUCGAGCCACAGCUCUUGUACCUAGUAAACACAUCGCAAGAGGCGGAAGUCCGGUCAAUUCUCAUAACACGAGAUCCAUAAAUCCGUGGUACGCUUGCAUGGAGGCGAACAAUACGAGGCUCGCUUUGGAAGUCAAUUUAACUCUUUUGAUAUGCCAAGCUCUCGAGGGGAUCAAAAGCCCUAGACUUUUACCGAGGGACCAGCAACUCAUAGCCAGAGAGACGACUACCGAGAUGGGGGUGUUCUUCGACUUUCUAAGGCACAGAGGCACGUCGGACAGUUGGAAAGUGUGCGCGUCUUUGGUCGACGUGGAAAGAACUAUACCGAUUUCUUGUCCCAAGGAAGAUUUUCCUCUACCGGCAAGAUUGGUGGAUGGAAGCACCAUAUGCAAAGUACCGAAGACGGUUGCAUCGAUCCACAGUGAUGAGAGUAAUGGAGACGAUGCGACGUCAGAAGAAGAAGACACAUUAUCAGAUAAGGAUGUAGUGACGACUGGCUGUUUUCAACGGGAUACAAGUACCUCUCAGUUCUUGCCUCUUCUCGGUAAACUUUUAAAGUCGAUCGUCGAGUCACAGGAUUCUGCGCAGUACGGAUAACGACGUUGAACCGCUGUUAUUUUGUAUUAUAAUGUUACAUACAGCGACAUCAGCCAUUCUCUUUUACCAUUUUGUAAUUAUUUGAGACUAGGUUAACUGUAAGUAAUAGUUGUAAAGGCAUUGAUUCCAUACAAAUUUUGAAAUAGUAGUAAACCAAUUUGCGCUCAUUCAUUGACUAUCAUUGUUCAACUUCAUUUCAUCUAUGCUAUCUGAGAACUGGGAGUUAGAAACAUCAAUUCAAAUCAGUGUAAUAAAACAAAGUUAUUGAAAUUUGCUGAAAGUAUAUUUGUAUUAAAUAAUUUGGAACCAUCAUUUAUAUUCUAUUCAUGUAUUUACAUCUGUAAGUACACUUUUUAUAGAUCAUAUAUUUUUAACAGGUAUUAUUCACAAUUUCAAAUAGAUUCCGUAUCCACGUACAACUCAUUAUUUGUCUUUGCCCCAUAUAAUACAUACAGACGUAUAGCACAGACGCGCAUAGAAUUGUGCACUUCUCGAUUAGGAAAUAGAAAACUUUUCUUUUAUGCAUUCAUUAAAUUUAAAAUAAAAUACAUAACGGUACGUAUUUUAUAAGGUUGAACAAAAAAGAGAAAAAAAAAAAUUGUAUUUUAUUUUGUUUAAAUUUAUUUACGUAUGCAUUUUCCACAGCCCGUUUUUCAAAUUGCUUUCUUUUGCGUUUGGAAUUUGCAUACAUUAUCUGCUAUUAUUAAACCUGGACGAUUGCGAUGACAGGAAAAUCCAUUGCAAGGAAUCU
This is a messenger RNA of Neodiprion fabricii, 6675 nucleotides long. RefSeq names its product nucleoporin Nup188 (gene Nup188). Gene Ontology annotation, cellular component: nuclear pore inner ring. Gene Ontology annotation, biological process: protein import into nucleus; RNA export from nucleus. Lineage: Eukaryota; Metazoa; Arthropoda; Insecta; Hymenoptera; Diprionidae. The transcript has 8 exons. Gene Ontology annotation, molecular function: structural constituent of nuclear pore. Bases 279 to 5924 code for a protein of 1881 amino acids. The record is from RefSeq and is a predicted model, not a curated record.